AUAAAGCUUCUUCUCUUUCUCAAUUUUCGCAUUUCUCAUCUCUCAUUUCUCAAUCCCUCGAUCUCAAAUAUCCUGUGUUGGACGCUGUGAUGGACUCUCAGGACAUCAGGCACCGUGGCGGAGACGACAGAGACGCCGCUAUGGCCGAGACGGAGAGGAAAAACGCUGACGACAAGAGCAAAGGCAAACGCGAUCAAAAGAGGGCGAUGGCAAAACGCGGUCUCAAAUCGCUGACGGUAGCGGUUGCGGCUCCUGUGCUCAUGACGCUCUUCGCCACGUAUUUCCUCGGCACAAGUGGCGGCGGCUACGGGAGUAGAGCUCAGUCCACGUCUUGGAUCCCACCUCUGUGGGUCCUACACGCCAUACGUCUCGCGUCAAGUGGUCUUAUGGGCUUGGCUGCGUGGCUCGUGUGGGUAGACGGUGGGUUCCACAAGAAGCCCAAUGCUCUGUAUCUUUACUUGGCUCAGUUUAUGCUCUGUUUGGCUUGGGGUCCGGUUAUUGUUCGGGUCGGGUCGGGAGUGGCCGGGCUUGCGGUGUGGUUGGGUCAAUCUGCGGCCUUGUUCGGAUGCUACAAGGCCUUUAAUGAGAUAAGUCCGGUCGCUGGUAAUCUGGUAAAGCUGUGUUUGGCUUGUGCUGCGUUUGUAGCCGCCGUUAAUGUAAAGCUUGCAAUCGCGUGAUGCUAUUCUGUUAGUAUAGAGUCAUGAUGGUUCUGCGUUUUUAUGAGUGUUUUGUGAUAUAUUAUACAUAAAGUUGUCGUUGUGAUUCCAUCUUCUUCUCUUUUGUGGAGUAAUCGACAUGAACAUGAUACUUUU
Molecule: messenger RNA, 812 nt
Organism: Eutrema salsugineum
Lineage: Eukaryota; Viridiplantae; Streptophyta; Magnoliopsida; Brassicales; Brassicaceae
Product: translocator protein homolog
Exons: 1
Coding region: 90-677 (195 amino acids)
Cellular component (GO): membrane
Source: RefSeq, a predicted model, not a curated record